AUGCUGCGUUUUUUCCCCACCCUGGCCACCACUGCCCGGGCCCGCGGACACUUCCUCGGCAGCCCGAUGCCAUCCCCCGCCGCGGCUCGUGCCUCGGCGAGCGCGCCCACCGCCGGCAGCCCUGCACCGGAAGUCAAUGUAGCCCGCGUCUCCGUCUCGGGUCCGACCCGGACCAGCCGCUGGGGCCCUGCCGAAACCUCAGGCGCCAGGUGGAGCCCAAAGGCUGACAAGGCCGCGAGCCCCAGCGAAGGUGCGACUCCUGAUGAGGCCGUGGGGUCGCGCAAGGGGGUAACUGCUGACACACCGGCGGCCGCUCCCGUGGCCAUGGCUCCAGUUCCAGCUCCAGCGUCAUCACCCAGCCUGGUCAUCACCGUCCCGAGCGCGAGCCCCAGCACAGCCUCGGUGAAGGGUCCGGCUGCGGACCCGACAGCACACUGA
This is a messenger RNA of Dama dama (fallow deer), 438 nucleotides long. RefSeq lists its product as uncharacterized. Bases 1 to 438 code for a protein of 145 amino acids. NCBI's taxonomy places the organism in Eukaryota, Metazoa, Chordata, Mammalia, Artiodactyla, Cervidae. The record is from RefSeq and is a predicted model, not a curated record. The transcript has a single exon.